This is a messenger RNA of Anopheles nili, 1599 nucleotides long. RefSeq names its product protein Spindly-B (gene Spindly). The record is from RefSeq and is a predicted model, not a curated record. The coding region runs from base 1 to 1599 and encodes 532 amino acids. Lineage: Eukaryota; Metazoa; Arthropoda; Insecta; Diptera; Culicidae. The transcript has 4 exons.
AUGGCAGCACUUUUCGAAGAAUUUGAUCAGUUAAAGGCUGAACACAUAUUACUUCGCGAGCAAAGUGUGGAACUAAGAAGAGAGAACGAAAGGUUAUUGCAAGAGUUGCACGAGAAAAAGCUCAAGCUGAAUGCGGUAACCGCAGCUAACAAAGAUUUGUCAACCGAUCUCGAAACAACAACAACCAAGUUUGGUGCAGAAGUGAAACAACUAAACGCAAAUUUAGUAAUGUACAAGCACAACAUUAUCGCCAAUCAAGAAGAAAUUAAGAAACUUCAAUUGGAGGAAAGUCAAAUGAAAACGCUCAUUGCCACACUAAGCUCGCGUAACAAGGCUCUGGAGAUAGCGCUUUCUUCAAAAUCAUCAGCAGCUACGCAGCAUCAUCAGGAAGAUUGCGAUCACUUGGAGGAAAUUGACCAGCUCCAGCAGAAACUUGAAAAGACGGAAUGCAACCUUAUCCAGACCCAGGCCGAGCUCGUUCGUCUGAUGGAAGACAAUGAAUAUUUCAAAGAAAAAUACACCGUCGCAACUACCAACUUGGAAAACAAAAAGCAAGAUAUCGAGGAACUGCACAGCAUACUUGAAGCCGCUCAGGAGCAAACCGCGUUGAUGGCUGCUGAGCUUGAAAGAAUGCGAUGCAAUCCGAAUAACGCAAAUAUGAAAGGAAACUCACUAUUUGCGGAGGUAGCUGAUCAACGGAAGAAGUUGAAGAAUAUAAUCGAGAAGAUGAAAACGCACUACUUUGCCCUACGAAACGAACAUCGUGACUGUCCGGCAAAGAUUCGACAGCUACGUGUGCUGAACCUGGAAGCAACCAAUCAGUAUGAUCAAUGUAGAAACAUGCUUCAUGGUGCAGAGAAAAGCUACACUCUAGCCCUACAGGAGCAAAUCAAAGAUAUGGUCCAACGACUGGACAAAGCUCGCAUCCGUAUCAGUUUCUUGGAGCUAGAGCUCGUAUCCAAUAGAUAUGAUUGGGCAGGCUGUUUGAUACAUUAUUACAGAGAUGAGAUCGAUAGCUUGGAAAUGCGUCUUCAUUCGUUCCAAUUCAAACACCGCACCGCUGAGGAGUUGCACUGGACGGCAACAAAAGAGCUAGCCAAGUGGCGCCUUGAGGCUACUCGCUUGAGAAUGAAGCUGGCUAAUCAAAAUGCCGACUUUUCGGAGAAAGAACACGAAUUGUUUGAUGUAAAUCCAUCGAACGAAUUGAAGCCUUUUGUAGACGAAGAAAACAAUGAGGUUUUAUCACAUAUAAAACCGAUAGCCAUUUCCCACUGUUCACUUGCUACGGCCUCACCGGCAAAGGUGCAGGAAAGUGAGGAAAAUGCAAUGGAUUUUUCUGACAAUGCAAGCAAGAAAAGUGUACCGGUUAAUCCACUCCGCGAGAUACAAAUUGCUAGCAACACGUGCGAUGAUGUCGUCUCAUGUUUUGCCAAACCACCAAAGACGGACAAUGCUGGCUCGUAUCGAGUUGCAUCGGUGCGAAACGUGAAGCGGGCCAACAAACGGCUGGCACAGCAACCCGAAAAAGGCUCGAGAAUGGUAACCCGCCGCCGGCAUGCCAUGUGCUCUUCAGGAUGCCAUCCGCGACGCAUUCCUUAA